UAGACAUCCGAGAUUACUCAGAAGUGCACUACCUAUGUCAUCUUAUUUGAUAAGUCUAUCAUCAGUGACACUGUCCAUGUAGCAAUGUCGGGUAUUAAACGAUAUUAUGAUGACCAGCCGUCGGUACAAAAUAAGACCACCUACUCCAUAGAUUACCGACCAAGUCUUGCUCUUACAGGACUCAGCAGUUCCCUAUCUGUUAUUGGAUCUCUGGUUAUCUUUUUAAGUUUUUAUAAGGAUCGAGUGCGGAGCUUUACUUUUCGUAUUCUUGUUUGUCUCACUGUAGCGGACUUUUUAAACGCUGUGGGUAACAUUCUUGGUGUUAUCAGAUACUCACGGUUUGGUUCUAGCCUCGUCAUUACACAACCUUCCUCUUGUGAUAAGGACAAUCUUUGUGUCAGCCAAAGCUUCAUUACAGUAGUCGCUAGUCUGUCAUCCUUUUGGUGGACGUUCCUGGCGGCAUUGAACCAUCUCUUGCAUUAUCGAGGAAGUCAUUGCUUGGAGUCUCGAGUAAUGUGGAUCCUCUCUCAUACCGUAGGAUGGGGAAUCCCUCUGUUAAUAGCUACAGUUGCCCUUUCUUGUGGCGUUUUGGGUGAGGGGUUUUCUGCCGGUAGUGGUCCUUGGUGUUGGAUCAAGGAUUGUGAAAGCAUUAAACCGAGUCCUAUAUUCUGGAUGCUGAUAACGGGGAAAGCUUGGGAGAUUGCAGCUUAUCUUGGCAUUCCAGCAAUCUACAUCGUUUUGAAAUGUCAGCAGUACUGUCGUUAUAGAAAGAACAGUAGGUUUCCACGAAUAUCAGGCUAUCAACAGUCAUACAACUCUAUUUCUCAGCAAGAUCAUUCUAUUAACCAAGUAUCCCAUUCAGAAGACAGAUUUGGCAUUCUGUGGAUAUUCCUAUAUUUGUACGUUACUCGAGUCUGGGGAAGUGCUCGGUUUUUUAUUUUUGUUGGUCAUAAUGGUUCGCCGUAUUUACCAGUUGUCGACAAGGUUGAUAACGUAUUAAUGUAUUUUCAGAGUGUAGGAGACAGCGCUCAAGCCUUUGUAAAUUUCAUGGGCUUUGUUUUGUUGCCGUAUCUUUACAAAUGUUGCAAACAAAGAAACAAUUCUAUAUUAUAAUUUGUAAGAUGACUCGAAUUUUUGCUUGUAAUAAUUUACAGGUUAUGAUGUUGUGAACAUUAACUUAAAUGAAAAAAUUAAUAAUAUGUAAAUGGCCUGUCGUUUCUAAUGUGUAUGUUAUAAUUUUGUUUUCCUUGUGGUUUACUUUUAUCAAAGUUUUCUUUAUAACACUAUUGCAAAU
Molecule: messenger RNA, 1294 nt
Organism: Magallana angulata
Lineage: Eukaryota; Metazoa; Mollusca; Bivalvia; Ostreida; Ostreidae
Product: G-protein coupled receptor 157-like
Exons: 3
Coding region: 85-1113 (342 amino acids)
Biological process (GO): cell surface receptor signaling pathway; adenylate cyclase-activating G protein-coupled receptor signaling pathway
Cellular component (GO): plasma membrane
Molecular function (GO): G protein-coupled receptor activity
Source: RefSeq, a predicted model, not a curated record